This is a messenger RNA of Ichthyophthirius multifiliis, 534 nucleotides long. RefSeq names its product Ras-related protein rab11d, putative. The transcript is spliced from 6 exons. Lineage: Eukaryota; Ciliophora; Oligohymenophorea; Hymenostomatida. Gene Ontology annotation, biological process: regulation of exocytosis; protein secretion. Gene Ontology annotation, molecular function: GTPase activity; GTP binding. The record is from RefSeq and is a predicted model, not a curated record.
AUGAACAAAAAUGUAAAAUGUAAUUAAGGUGUAGGUAAAACAAAUAUUUUGUCGAGGUAUAAAUUUGGUAAAUUCGAAAAAACACAUGCUCCAACGUUAGGAAUAGAAUUUGCAUAAAAACAUGUAAUAAUUUCUUAAGAAAAGGUUAAAAUAUAAGUUUAAAUAUGGGAUACUGCAGGAUAGGAAAAUAUGAAUUCUAUUACAAAAGCAUUUUAUAAAAAUGCGAUUGGAGCUUUAUUAGUUUAUGAUAUUACAGACUUAUAAAGUUUCUAUGAUUGUCAAAAAUGGGUAGAAGACAUUCAGUAAAAUUGUGAAAAUUAAAUCACAAUAAUAUUACUAGGAAAUAAAGCAGAUUCAGAAGAAAAAAGAUAAGUUAUAAAAUAAAUUGCUUUAGAAUAUGCAAAUAAAAACAAUUUUGCUUUUUUAGAAACUUCUGCUUUGAAUGGCUAAAAUAUAAAUGAAAGUUUUUAAAUAUUAGUAGAAGCUAUUAGAAAAAAAAAAAAUCAUUAUGAAAAAUCAUUCGUCUUAUUCUGA